Molecule: messenger RNA, 2721 nt
Organism: Melanotaenia boesemani (Boeseman's rainbowfish)
Lineage: Eukaryota; Metazoa; Chordata; Actinopteri; Atheriniformes; Melanotaeniidae
Gene: slc5a6b
Product: solute carrier family 5 member 6
Exons: 17
Coding region: 283-2151 (622 amino acids)
Biological process (GO): pantothenate transmembrane transport; sodium ion transport; biotin transport
Cellular component (GO): membrane
Molecular function (GO): sodium-dependent multivitamin transmembrane transporter activity
Source: RefSeq, a predicted model, not a curated record
AUCAGCGCGAGCGAUUAGCUUAGUAUUCAGUAGGUUAACUCAGGUUAACACGAGGAGAUAAAGACACGGAAGUUAAGUUUCUACAAAAUAGCCCUUGAACCUGUCAAGAAACAGCAUGGUGUCGCUGACAGCGAGUUUUACCCGGAUAAUAUUAGUGCUGCAGAGUAAAGGUCGCUGGGCUUCCCUGACUGAUGGGUGUGAACAAUGAAUGGCCCUAUUUGUGUGAAAGUGUGAUCGCAUUAGCGCACAGCCUUUUCCAGCUGCAGCCAGGAGACAAUCACCAUGGACCCGUCCAAUCAGAAGCACUUCACCGUUGCAGACUAUGUUAUAUUUGCCAUCUUACUCGCCGCCUCUGUCGGCAUCGGGCUGUACUACGCCCUGUCUGGUGGGCGUCAGCGUACAACGCAGGAAUUCUUGAUGGCAGACAGGAGCAUGCACUGUCUUCCAGUCUCACUGUCGCUCAUCGCCUCCUUCCAGUCGGCUGUGGCGAUCAUAGGUGUUCCAGCUGAGAUCUACACUCAUGGCACUCAGUACUGGUUCAUUGGCUGUGCCUACUUUCUCGGUCUUGUCAUUCCAGCUCAUGUUUUUAUUCCCGUGUUGUACAGACUUCACCUCUCCAGCGCUUACCAGUAUCUUGAACUACGGUUCAGUAAAGCAGUGCGCAUCUGUGGAACUUUGACAUUCAUCUUUCAAAUGGUUGUCUAUAUGGGCGUUUGUGUGUACACACCUGCCUUUGCACUAAAUGCAGUUACUGGAUUUGAGUUGUGGGGAACAGUACUGGCCACUGGACUAGUGUGCACUGUGUACACAACAAUGGGCGGUUUGAAAGCUGUCAUCUGGACCGACGUCUUUCAGACUGUUGUGAUGUUUGCGGGGCAGCUGGCCGUCAUCGUGGUGGGAGUGCACCAGACUGGAGGAGUGUCAGAGGUCUGGAUGAAAGUGUGGGAGGGAAAUCGUAUAUCUGGUCUGGAUCUAAAUCCAGAUCCUACAGAGAGACACACCUUCUGGACUCUUGGCAUUGGCGGAGUCUUCCUCAUGCUGUCCCUGUAUGGAGUGAACCAGGCUCAGGUCCAAAGAUACCUCAGCUCGCGUUCGGAAAGAGAAGCUGUCAGAUCGUGUUAUAUGGCGUUCCCUUCCCUGCAGCUGGCUCUGGCUCUAAGCUGCAUCAUGGGGCUGGUCAUGUUUGCACGUUACUGUGGCAAAGACCUCUCUGAACAGCUGGGCAGCUCUUCGAGGGAUGCUAUGGUGAUCUACUUUGUGAUGGACAUGCUCCAAGGUCUACCGGGGCUGCCUGGACUCUUUGUUGCAUGCUUAUUCAGUGCCGCGCUCAGCACCAUAUCCUCUGCCUUCAACUCUUUGGCUACGGUGACAAUGGAGGACCUCAUCAAACCCCAUUUCCCAUCCAUGACAGAAGAGAGAGCAACCCUGCUGUCCAAAGCUUUAGCUACGUCCUAUGGGCUGCUGUGUUUGGCCAUGGCCUAUCUGACUCAUCUCAUGGGUGACUCAGUUUUACAGGUGGCUUUGAAAAUCUUCGGGAUGGUUGGUGGUCCUAUUCUAGGCCUGUUUUGUCUGGGAAUGUUCUUCCCAUGGGCCAAUUCUUCUGGUGCGUUGGCAGGUCUGGGUGCAGGUCUGGCUGUGGCUUUCUGGAUUGGCAUCGGGAGCAUCGUCACCCGUAGCUCUGGCUCCAGACCGCUGCCACCCACCUGUAGCGUCGUCCUGCCGUUGAACAACAUGACUGCUGCCAUUCAGACAGCACUCAGCAAUGUCACUCAGAGUCGACCAUCUGGGCUGAAGCGGUUUUAUUCAUUGUCCUACAUGUGGUACAGUGCAUUCAACUGCUUCACAGUCAUUGUCAUAGGCCUGAUCAUCAGCUUUCUUACAGGCCCAAUGAGGGAAGAGGAUGUAACUCCAGGAACAAUAUACCCCUUGUUUGGGAAACUGUUUUGUUUUCUACCCGAACACCUGAAGAAGAAGCUCUGCUGUGUGACUCCUCUGGGGCAAUCUAUCUCAGCCACCCAACGGUCUCCUCCACGACACAAAGAAAGUAACGGACAGGCCUUUCCACAUGAGGAUGGAGCAGCACGGGAGGAGACGGAGAGCUUUCUUUAUGAGGCUAACACUCCGUUUGUAGAAUAUGAAACAGCAUUGUGAAUUUCUUCACAUGAGGCUAAAAACAGUUCUUAAACAAAACACUUGGACUUAAAUAUACAUGUAUUUGUUUUGUGUAUUUUGAUGUUGGAUCUCAUUUCUUGUUUGCAUCGAGAACUGCUGCAAUGAGGCCAGAUUUUCUUUUUUUUUUUUCUUUUUUUACAUCCCCCAACUCCCUUAUCUCAUCAGAAAAUGAUUUGCAGCUGAGCCAGCCACCAUUGUAGAGUAAUAUCCUGUUUCCACAGAGUAUGUCUGUUUCACAAUCUUAAUCACAGAUUCCCACUCAGGUGUUUUUUUUUUGCUUGAAGGAUUUGUUUUUAUACUUUUGAAAACUGCACUACAUAGUUACAUUAGAACUGCAAGAAGCUCAGUGAGUUUGAGUGCGUGAGAUAUUUAAAUUUUUUCUGCAUUGUGUUGAUCAAAACUACAGUACUACAUCUGUGUGAAUGGUUCCAUGAGAUCGCUGCGCCUUAUGUUUUAAGAAAGAAUGAACUAUGAUUGUAACCCAGCUCAAACACGAUAAAACCCUUUUUUCUAAAAAUAAGGAAUAAAGAUUUUUACAGUUAAAAUUUU